This is a messenger RNA of Myxozyma melibiosi, 1371 nucleotides long. Its product is annotated as beta-lactamase superfamily domain-containing protein. Lineage: Eukaryota; Fungi; Ascomycota; Lipomycetes; Lipomycetales; Lipomycetaceae. The record is from RefSeq and is a predicted model, not a curated record. Gene Ontology annotation, cellular component: membrane-bounded organelle; cytoplasm. Bases 1 to 1371 code for a protein of 456 amino acids. Gene Ontology annotation, biological process: N-acylphosphatidylethanolamine metabolic process; N-acylethanolamine metabolic process. Gene Ontology annotation, molecular function: N-acylphosphatidylethanolamine-specific phospholipase D activity. The transcript has 6 exons.
AUGGGGAUCAAGAUAAAGGUUGUGCUAGGAUUGGCGACGAUAUAUACUACAUACAACAGCUGCUUAGUCGGUGCACGGCUGUACGAGAUUAGACAGCGUCGGAUCCGCGCAGAGAAGGCGGUCGAGAGCGGUGAUCUUGAGGCUCUGGAACUGCAUGCAUCACCAGAGAAGCAGUUUGGUGUGCUCGUAAUCGCCGGUCGGUUUGCAAACCCAUUCAGAGAGUAUCGGGAACAGGGUGUUCUAGAUUUCUUCUUCUGGCGCAUCGUCGAGAUUCUCAAGUAUAGGCCAUGGCACCCGCGCGGCGGUGUUCCCCGACUCAUCUCCCAGCGCGAGCAGAUGCUGCCGACAUUUACUCCCGACUACGAGGAUCCUCAACCAAUCCACCAGCCUCACCUACAUUCUCCAACUGUCGAGGUUCCGUCGUGCAACGAGAGACUCACAGUCACUUGGAUUGGGCAGUCGUGCAUGUUUGUGCAAUGCAAUGGCAUCAACUUCCUCACCGAUCCCGUGUUUGGCGACUAUCUGAUAUCAGCAUAUCUUGGUCCUAAGCGAAUCAUUCCCUCGCCGUGCUCGAUCGACAGCCUUCCUCAUGCGGAUUUCGUCCUGGUCUCGCACAAUCACCCGGACCAUUUCGAGGACGAAACUAUCAAAAAGAUCGGGAACUCGGCCCUUUGGAUCGUUGGUCUUGGCGUUAGACCGUUUUUGGCACGGAGAGGCAUCUUUAGAGUUGUUGAGUUGAAGUGGUGGGAUAAGAUCUCACUACCUGCUAUUGCGGGCAAAGACACGAAGGGCUGGGAAAUCGCUUGCACGCCUGCGAUGCACUGGUCUGGCCGUGGUUUUUUCGACGCAAACGCUUCACUCUGGUGCUCGUUUAUGAUUCUCCACAACUCGAAACCCGUUGUUUUCCACUGCGGCGACACGGGCUACUCCCCCGACAUCUUCACAUCGAUCGAGAAAGUCUACGGCUCCGGAUGCGAGCUCGCGCUGAUGCCGAUCGGCGCCUACGAGCCCCGCGCGCAUCUGCGUCCACUGCACUGUAAUCCCGAAGAGGCAGUGCAGAUGAUGAUUGACGUUGGCGCGCGGAGACUGGUUGGCGUACACUGGGGUACGUUCGUGCUUAGCGACGAGCACUUCCUUGAACCGAAGAUCCGGCUCCACGAAGCUGGUGCGAAGGUAGGCCUCGGCGACGCGGUCUGGGGCGCCGAAUUCGGGCGCACUAUCGUCAUUCCGUACCGCGGUGGUGCGAUCAAUACGUUGCUGAAGGAUUCCUCCGACAGCGAGAGCGAGAACGCGUUCAGUCUUGCGGUGGCGAAGAUGGAGAUUGUGGGACCUAUGCGUCCGGUCGAAGGACGGGAUACCAUGGUCUGGUAA